AUGGAGGUAUGUUCCCCUCGUCGUCUUAUGACCAAGCGUGUCGGAGCAAGCGCUGAAACUCGUUUCUCAAAUCUAUUUUCCACUUCGUGCUCUUGCGAGCAGGCUGACUCGCCAGUCCAAGCAUCGCACCCCACUGCAGGAUCUUCUCAAAAGAGCUUCUUCGAAAAGGAGAGGGAAAGAUUGGUCGUGGAGAUUGCAGAGGUGAGCGGGUGCUGCAGCAGGGCUUGUAGGAACAUAACAUGUUGGGGAGCAAGAGAAGAAGUGCGAUGGCCUAUCAAAGCCCCCCCCCAAGAGGACAUUGCAAAAGACCUGCAGCAAGGGCUCGUUUGCUCUGUUCAUGAGAACAGGCAGUGGAGUGAGACGUACGACCAAGCCUGGCACGUCACGCUUGGGCGGAAACUGCUAGGCUGGCAGAGCUCGUAUGGCGGCGCAGGUGUCGGUGACGUCGGAGGAGCGGAGCAGACGUUCAACUUUUACAAUUUCAUCGAGACGGAGGGUGGGGGAGAGGGAGAGGGGUGGGAGCGGCGCAUCGAUCGCUGCGUGACCUACCCACCCCAGCACUGACCCCCAAUCUCGCGUGCGCAAAGUCAAAACAUGCUUUGAGAGCAUAUACUGACGCUGCAAUCUUUCCACGUGAUAUCCCGUGGCUUGCAUCUUCAAAGGGCAUCGGUACGAUCAUCGACCAUUCCAACGCGCUCAAUCGCAAGUUGGAAGAGUCCAUUUCUGUCGGGAAAGAGUUUGAGCCGAUAGCAGGUUUAUGGGGCAGGUUCACAGAAGUCAUGCGAGCAGCUGGAAUUCCCGAUCUCAGCGGCGCGUCUACCGGUGGUGCGGGGUCUGGAGUUGGAGAAGAUGGUGGAGCGGAUAAUCAGGAUGGAACAGCUGGUAAUGCUCAGCAGGAUGGAUUGAGCAGGAGUCAAGGAGCUGAUACGGCAUUGCCUCCCGGUGUGGCACCCGGCGGUGGCAUCGUCUAUGGCAGAGACGCUUAG
Ceraceosorus bombacis is the source of this 986-nucleotide messenger RNA. The record is from the annotation of a GenBank genome assembly. NCBI's taxonomy places the organism in Eukaryota, Fungi, Basidiomycota, Exobasidiomycetes, Ceraceosorales, Ceraceosoraceae.